This is a messenger RNA of Mycena citricolor, 4736 nucleotides long. Lineage: Eukaryota; Fungi; Basidiomycota; Agaricomycetes; Agaricales; Mycenaceae. The record is from the annotation of a GenBank genome assembly.
ACAGAUAUGUGCAUUGCCACAUGAUGUCCAAGCCUCUCAAUCCCUCCCGCCUCAACCUACUUGUUCGACGGCAGCCUCUCAUCUUCGGGAUACCUUUUGUCCUCCUUAUGAUAGGCUCUUCAUACGGUCUCGCUGCCAUUAUUCAAACCAAAUAUGACUACCGAGAUAAACAAGUCAAGCAGGUCACCAAGGAGCAGGAGCUCAAACUCGAGCACGGUCGAAAGAAGUUUGACAUCAGGGAAGAGUAUUUCCGACUCUCUGCCCAACCCGACGAAGACUGGGAUAUGAAGCGUGUUCCGCGACCGGAAGGGACACCAGAAUGGGGUGUGCCGCCCCCUGAGCCGACGAAGACGAAAGCUUGAAUAUCUUUGUUCAAAAUCGAGUCUAGCCUACUAGGUGCAUGCUUCGGAAGCUCACAUCCCGUGCUCUUGCGCCCUCGCCACACCGUUCGGCUCUCGUCGCUCAAUUUCAGAUGGAAGGCCCAGCUAACAUCCAGAUGAGGCGAGAGGUGUUGCAGGUCAAUAAAGAUGCUGGAUUCGGGCCGCCAACGGCUCGGCGUUCCGCAAAGUAUAUAAACACUUCGUGAAGAGAAUAAGUUUAUCGUUGCUGCGAUUGCUGAAACUCGGUGGACGAAGGGCGGUAGAGUGAGUGCUUUACGCAUACAUACGCAUAAUACCUAUCAUGGUAUGCGGCGCAGGCCACUACAACUGUAGCUAGUAGUACCUGAUAUCGUCUUCGGAAGCGGCACGGAAACAUUCCAGUCACAGUAAAUUAUAAGAGGUAAUCAAAGUUGUUGCAGCGCAUUGUGGCGGUGCAUCGUUAGUUGACUCUUGACGGCGCACUCUUGCGAUGGAGGGCAAAAAGCCGUCUUCGUCCUCGUCGCGGUUCUCGACCCUACGGGUCUUCAAGUUUGGGGCCAAGAAUCCCCCUGCUCCACCUCCAAAGGAUCCGGUGUACCUUGCAGCGCGGAAUCGUUCGCUGGCCUCCCUGUCGCCCGAGUCGCCUCUAUCACCAGAGCAGUAUGCGACCACCAACGCUUCGGCAGUCUCCUUGGUCCUCCCAUCCGGAGCUGCACCGCAACAGCCUCCUCCAUCAGCCUCUGGUAGCAAGCGUGGAGGGCUCUUCAAGUUCUCCUCGACGUCGUCCUCGUCCAAAAAGAGUAUCAACCACGAUAGCCCGACGGACGACGAGAACAUUUCGAUGCCAUGGAACUUCUCUCAUAAUGUCCAUGUAGAUGAAGGAUUUGUAGGGUUGCCGCCGUCUUGGACAACGUCUUUGCAGGAGGCUGGUUUUUCGGAGGAGGAAAUUGCAGCCAUCCAGCAGCGGAAGAUGGCGGACCGUCCCUUUCCAAGAUCACCUGCAGUAGCCGUUGUCAAGCCAGUUCCCCGUUCCACUUCGUUACCGAGACCACAAGGACCAGCUGCAUCGAGAAAUCCGACCCAUACGCCUGCGUCAUCGUUGGGAUCUUCGACUUCGGCCAAUUCGUCGCCCGUUCCCGUCCCACUGGUUCCUAAGGUCUACCAACAGGAUUCCCAAGCUCAGAAGUCUGCUCAGAAGUAUCCCCAACCUCCACGAGCAUACGAUCAGGGUCGUGCUGCACCGCCAAGGCAACGGGCGGAGUCACCACAAGCUACACAAAUCUCUGACGGGAUGCGGUCCUAUUCUCCCGUUUCGCUGUCUACGACCCAUUCACGAAAUACCUCGGCUUACUCCCAGACUCAGUCGCGUCCCCCUUCUCCCACUUCUCUACCUCCAGUACCUGCUCCUCUAAUACCCGCCAUACGAAGGCAAUCCCCAUCAAAUUCGAGACCAGCGUCACCUCCGCUCUCGAGAUCAUUAACACCUCCGUAUUCCCCUUCUCCUCCAAUAUCACGGUCGCCCUCUCCUCCCCCAGUCUCCAAAACCGCGCCAAAUCUGGCCCCUCUCGAUCUCAAACUGGACUUGAGUCUUGACCUUGACGAAGGUGCUGAUGCCUGGUCAGAUCAAGUGCUGUCCGCUGGACCUUGGUCGGCCACUUUGGCUGGUUUCGCCCGCAGCCCGUCUUCAGCGAACGCUCCGCUCACACCAGAUUUUGUCCGCGACGGUGAGACCGGAUUGGCAUAUGAUGACGAAGAGGAAGAAUCGGGGCCCAAUCGGAACACGAUUCGAUUAUCCGCCCCACAACGUGAUAUGCUGCGUUUGCCACCGUCUCCCUUAUACGAUACACAACGAAGCACGGCACGACUGUCGCCGACAUCGCCUGCACUGUUGUCUCCCGACGUGCAAGAUUCACGGGACCGGGAGAACCGAGAUUCGGGGAUGAGCGAUUCCACGAUGUUGGGUGUGCCGCACAGCGCCGGCAUAGUCAAUCAAGCAAACCUCGUGAGAAGAGCCGUGGCUGCUACUGUCCCUGUUGCACCUGCCAUCAAAGCUCCGUCGGCCUCUAUCGCGCCUGCCUCUCCUCAAUCCUCCCACUUCGGCUCCUCGUCCGGGUCUGGAUCGGACAGCCAGGACCACCUGGUUGAGACACCCGUCACAGAACUCGACGAAGGAGAGUCACGGAAGAUGGUCGUUGGCACACAGGACGAUGUUGGUAAACCCAAGUCCACAGGCUCUAAGGCAUCGGCGCGGGACUAUUACCGAGAAGGACGCAAUUAUUUGAAAGAGAAUGGCUUUAGACUGGACAGCGCGACACCGGAACGUCAGGAAUUUGAGAAGAAAGAGAAGGAACGACCCUUGGUUGCUCCCGUUGUGACAAGUCGGAACGAACAACGAGCUGCUCUGGAGCAGCGGGAUGCCCAAAGGAUCAAGGCUUUUGAAGCUCAAUCGGCUGGUGUCCAGGCCGAUGCUGGUGACGACGACGACGACGAGGACCCCGAGGAGGCGUUGAGAAGGAUAGAAUGGGAAGCCAUGCAGAAAGGACUGUCAAGGAGAGAGGUGGAAGAGCAAGUGGCACAGGCUCAACAGCAGAGGCUAGCAGGCCGGCAGCAACAAGCAUCUGCUCAGCUGCAGAGACCCACGGACCAGAGCCGGGCUCCCUCAGAAUACAGGCCAGCACCUCUGGAUGGACGGGCUGCUCUUAUGACCAGCACAACAGAUACGUUUGGAGGUGUCUUGGAUGAAGAGGAUGACAUUUAUGACGACGACGGCGAAGACGAGGGAUAUGAGUAUGGGUAUGAAUUUCCUACAGAGGGCGAGAUGGACGUCAGCCCAGAUGCCAGUAGCGCUGGCAUCUCCCUCGUUUUACCCUCGAAUCACCGCCCGACCAUUCACGUAACGACCACGGCAGAAUCCCCUGGCCCAUUGACUGCUCUUGGUCUUGCUGCGACACCAGUGACGCCGGCACUCCGAUAUGCGGGAUGGGUUGCGGAUGCCGUCGCUCCACUGCGGGGAUUUAUCGACGAGCAAAUAGACCCGCGGGAGUUCUACACCGAUCUGACCGAAAUCGCGGAAGGCGAAUCGGGCAGUGUGUUUGCUGCGGCGCUGGUUCCAGACGCAGCGCACCUGAAGCUCAGGCUGCCUCCGCACAUUCAGACGCGCGACUUGGACCAGCUUGCUGCGCAAGAGAGGGUUCUAGUUGCGAUCAAGUCUGUCACGCUCGUACCCGGUGGAACACCGAAGGUGUUUGACGUGGCCCGAGAGUGCGAGCUUUUGCGCGGGCUGUGGUGCGAGCAGCUUGUCGGCUUGGAUGCACUAUAUGUCGAUCUCGUUGACGAUUCCUUGUGGAUACGCAUGGAACUGAUGGAGCGCAGUCUGGCUGAUGUCAUUGGUCUGGUCGAAGAAGGGCUGCAGCUGCAAGAGCCGAGGGUCAUGGCUCGGUUCGCGAACGAUAUGCUGCUGGGACUGGACUAUCUGCAGAAGCACGGCAUCGCGCAUCGGGAUGUGCGAUCUGACAAUCUGCUCCUUAAUAGUCAGGGCGUCCUUAAGCUUGCCGAUUUCUCGAACGCGUGGAGGCUUAGUGAAGAGUCACCGUUGGCCACUGACGAAGUCGGGGUCAUCUACUGGCAGGCCCCCGAGGUUCGCACCGGGGCGUAUGAUCCGCUCAAAGUUGACGUUUGGUCUGUCGGAGCCACGAUCUGGGAACUUGCCGAGGCCACUCCACCGUUCGCGGACACGCAGGUGCCUGAAGAUCGAUGGCCAGCCCUGACACAGCCGGAUCUAUAUCCGCCAGCAUUCCACGACUUCCUGACGAGGUGUUCUGAGCCUGCUGCGUCGCGGCCGACACCAGCUGCUUUGCUCCAGACUCCUUAUCUUCAGAGGUCUUGCGGUCGACCUGUGAUCAUGCAGCUGCUCUCCCAAUGCAUGGUCAUCGAGCAGGCUCUUCACGGUUGAUCAGCAUCUGCAUGGCAUGGCACACAUUCUUUUCGGGCGGACUUUAUUGCAUCAUCUAUACACUAGUCGCAUCUGCUGCUUUCAUCUCACGACAUCCAGCAUACCCCACAGGAUCUCAAGUAAUCUUUAUUUAUCACCGUGCAUACGUACUUACCACUUCGGCGCAUAUCGAACUUCUUUUCUGUGUAAACAGCUACUGAUUUCACGCGAGGCCAGCAGCGAGACAUGUGUAAAUAAAUAAUGCAAAUGAAAGCGGAGAGCAUUACAUGAGUUGGUUAAUGUUAGAAUGGUACAAUCUACACAUCAAUGGACGAGCUGCAGAUGGGCUUCUUUGAGCCGUUCCUGGGUGCGCUCAGCUGCUGCAUCGUACACAUAAUGCUGCACAGGGUGAUGCAUAUGCUGCCACAACUUGGCCGGGGACUCUU